AUGGCCAGAGUGGAUAUUCCGCUUUGUAAUAAACGUCGAGGAGUUCGUGGAUAUAUAUUUUUUUUGGGUCUCACCUUUGUGUUUGCUAGAGAUACUCAUAUUGAUUUCUCUGUGUUUGAGAGAAUACAUCGGUAUUGCGCAGAAAGAUUUUACUUUACCUUUGUAAGACAUAAUUUGUGCAGGGGGGCUUGGCUUAUUGAUAGUAGAGGAAUUGCAAGUAAAGUUAAAAAUGCUACUCAAAUCACUGCAUAUCAAAUCAGAAACAAUGGGGCAAAUCGAGAAUGCCCAAAUUGCCAUCGUCGUAUCGAUAACAGUGAUGUUUCCGUUGACUGGCCAGGUCUGCCUGCAGGUGUAAAGUUUGAUCCGUCUGAUGUUGAGCUUUUAGAACAUUUAGCAGGGAAAGUUAGGCUUGGGAAUUCAGAACCACACUUGUUUAUUGAUGAGUUUAUUCCCACACUUGAGGGGGAUGAGGGAAUUUACUAUACACAUCCUGAAGAUCUUCCUGGUGCCAAGAAAGAUGGAAGCAGUGUCCAUUUCUUCCACAGAACAGCUAAUGCAUAUGCAACUGGUCAUCGCAAGCGCCGCAAAAUUCACAAUCAAUGUCAUUUGACAGAGGAGCAUGUCCGCUGGCAUAAGACCGGUAAAACAAAGCCUGUACUAGAUAAUGGAGUUCAAAAGGGAUGGAAGAAGUUUAUGGUUCUCUAUAAAAGUUCCAAGAAGGGAUCCAAGCCAGAUAAGUUCAACUGGGUGAUGCAUCAAUACCAUCUAGGGGUGAAAGAUAAUGAAAAGGAAGGUGACUAUGUUGUUUCCAAAAUUUUCUACCAACAGCAGCAGAAGCAACACGAUAAGAGUGAUUUCAAUCUGCCUACUGAAGAAUCUGAUAGAAUAACAGUCCAAGCCAGUCCAUGGACACCCAAGAAAGAUACUCCAAAUCUGAAUCGACCAGGGAAGCGUCCUUUAUUUGAUGAGGACGAUGAAGAGAAGGAAUCUGAGUUCAUCCAAGAGGCAACUCAAACCCAUCUGCCUGCUAUUCGUCUUGAUGAUGAAAAGGUGGAUGCUUCAUGGUGGGCAGGCGAAUCUCAGGCUGUUGAGGACCUUGAUCCGAAUGGUGUGGAUGACUCACUGUUAUGCAAUGAAAUUCUUGACUCUUAUGCUCCUAUUGAUAAUCCAGGAGUAAGAAAUACCUCUUAUCUCCUGGACUUCAAUGGUAGUCAAACAGAUGCAGUUCAAGGAGUUGUGGGUGCAGCCAAUGGAAUUCCUGAUCUUGAUGGCAUUGAACUUGGUACACCACCAGAUUUUGAGCUUGCGGAUUUGCAGUUUGGUUCUCAGGAAAGUAUUAUGAGUUGGUUAGACCGGCUUUAAAGAGAUGAAGUGAGGCGAGUGCCCUUGCAAUGACGGCGGUAGCCCAAUUUUGUUUCAGUCAGUAGAGUGAUGGAAUUUCAACACUACAGAUGAAGUCUACAGUCUUGGCCAUACUGAGUAGGUCAACUGUAUUUUGGCAGACCUAGGACAGUUUCCACAAGGUCUUUUUUAUCUGCAAAGCUUUGAAAGCAGCUGGCGCCAUUGAAGUUCCAGGACUAGUUGAAGCUCUUCUAACUGCAGCUCCAGUUUUCCGAUGUUACAUGGAAAAUUUUGGCAUCCUAAUUAUGAUGGACUGGAAAAUGAUCCAUAGCUUUUCCCAACUCUCAACUUCUGUCCUUCCACUGCAAUUCUAAAUGUUUGGCUUUUCCCAAGUCUCAAUUGUCACGCCCUUCCAGUGAAGCUGUAGUAUAACCGCAUUAAACAAGUUGAUUGCAGCCUUUGGUGUUAUGAUGCUUUUAGGUAACUGCUGAGCAGUAACUGAAAAAUAUAUUAGCUACCAAACAUGAAGUAUAUAUGUAUGUGGUUUCAUGUAGAACAUAUUGCCUUCAUUUGAAUAUUUUUAUAAAGAUUGCACU
This is a messenger RNA of Telopea speciosissima, 1937 nucleotides long. Its product is annotated as SUPPRESSOR OF GAMMA RESPONSE 1-like. The coding region runs from base 1 to 1362 and encodes 453 amino acids. The transcript is spliced from 7 exons. The record is from RefSeq and is a predicted model, not a curated record. Gene Ontology annotation, molecular function: DNA-binding transcription factor activity; transcription cis-regulatory region binding. Lineage: Eukaryota; Viridiplantae; Streptophyta; Magnoliopsida; Proteales; Proteaceae. Gene Ontology annotation, biological process: regulation of DNA-templated transcription. Gene Ontology annotation, cellular component: nucleus.